Molecule: messenger RNA, 8522 nt
Organism: Mirounga angustirostris (Northern elephant seal)
Lineage: Eukaryota; Metazoa; Chordata; Mammalia; Carnivora; Phocidae
Gene: PCDH1
Product: protocadherin 1
Exons: 5
Coding region: 1004-4651 (1215 amino acids)
Biological process (GO): homophilic cell-cell adhesion
Cellular component (GO): plasma membrane
Molecular function (GO): calcium ion binding
Source: RefSeq, a predicted model, not a curated record
AGGCUGGACUGGCAGGCCUGGGCUUCAAGGCCCUAGGUCCCUUUGCAGAGGGUGCAAGCCUGGGGCGGUGUUUGCGACCCCCUUCGGGCCAUUUAGCUGCGUUCUGCGAGCCACCUGGGUCCCCAGCACACCUGGGUCCCUCACACCUGUGUCCCUCUCACACCUGGACGCCCUGUUCGCCGGGUGCCGGCUGCAGGCCAGAGUCGGGUGCGCGGGCAAGGCCCUGGGGCCCGAGGGGAGAUCGCGGCACGCGCAGGAGCAGAACUGGUAGGCGAGAUGGACUCAGCUACCCUCGGGAGCCCAGACUUCUGGCCUCACUUUCCCCAGCAGUGAUUGGCGACUGUUUCUUCUAGCUGGAAAUAUUCGGUGUAGCGUUGAGGUCUUUGAGGAUUGAGCGCGGGGCAAAGACCCCUUUCCGCUAGCCGUGAGAGGGUCCGUUUCAGGAGAAUGUCCCCACCCGGCCUGGCUCGCCACGCUUUGUGAUUCCGGCUCCGGCUCCCUCCCCGCCCCCUCCCGGCGCCCGCUGCUCGGCUCCCGCCGACGCCCGCUUGCUGGGGACCCGAGGCAGAGGGCCGAGAUGCAGAGGAGGAGGGAUUCCCCGUGGCGGCCCUUGGAGCAGGGGGCGCAAGGGGCCCACUGGCCGAGGCACGUUCUCACCGCGCCCCCGCCUCGCCUUGAGCUCCCGGAGGCCCUGUGUCGCUGGGGUGGGGGUGGGGGCGCCCGAGUCCGAGGAUGGUGGAGGAACAGCCGUCCCCCCCGCCACACACACGUCCUCUGGGAGGAGACGCCCGCGCUCUGGGUGUGUGCGGGGAGCACCCGCUGACCACAGCGGUGCAGACAGGGGACUGCCGGGGCGGCGACGGAGUCCAGGACAUCGUGCCGGAAGACGGAGGGAGCCUUCCAUUACCCGCUCUGAGCCAACCUUCGGUAGCUGCCAGGAAAGAGGGCGCUCAGAAGGUGUUUGUGACAGCCUAGAGCCCUCCUGAUUCGAGAGCCUGCCAGGAUGGGGCCCCUGAGGCCCAGCCCAGGCCCCGGGGGGCAGCGGGUGCUGCUGCCCCCCUUGCUGCUGGCAGUGCUGCUUCUGCUGGCGGCAUCCCCAGGCCAUGCCACUCGGGUGGUGUACAAGGUGCUGGAGGAACAGCCACCCAACACCCUCAUUGGGAGCCUCGCAGCUGACUAUGGCUUUCCAGAUGUGGGCCACCUGUACAAACUAGAGGUAGGCGCCCCCUACCUGCGGGUGGACGGCAAGACGGGAGACAUCUUCACCACUGAGACGUCUAUUGACCGCGAGGGGCUCCGUGAAUGCCAGAACCAGCUCCCUGGUGAGCCUUGCAUCCUGGAGUUUGAGGUGUCUAUUACAGACCUGGUGCAGAACGGCAGUCCCCGGCUGUUAGAGGGCCAGAUAGAGGUACAGGACAUCAAUGACAACACGCCCAACUUCGCCUCGCCCGUCAUCACGCUACCCAUCCCCGAGAACACCAACAUCGGCUCACUCUUCCCCAUCCCGGUGGCUUCUGACCGCGACGCUGGCCCCAACGGUGUGGCAUCCUAUGAGCUGCAGGCCGGGCCCGAGGCCCAGGAGCUGUUUGGGCUUCAGGUGGCGGAGGACCAGGAGGGGAAGCAGCCACAGCUCAUCGUGAUGGGCAACCUGGACCGGGAGCGCUGGGAUUCCUAUGACCUCACCAUCAAGGUGCAGGACGGUGGCAGCCCCCCACGUGCCAGCAGUGCCCUGCUGCGAGUCACUGUCCUUGACACCAAUGACAACGCCCCCAAGUUCGAGCGGCCCUCCUACGAGGCUGAACUGUCCGAGAAUAGCCCCAUCGGCCACUCGGUCAUCCAGGUGAAGGCCAAUGACUCGGACCAAGGUGCCAACGCGGAGAUCGACUACACAUUCCACCAGGCGCCCGAGGUGGUGAGGCGUCUUCUGCGACUGGACAGGAACACUGGACUUAUCACUGUGCAGGGCCCUGUGGAUCGUGAGGACCUAAGUACCCUGCGCUUCUCGGUGCUCGCCAAGGACCGAGGCAUCAACCCCAAGAGUGCCCGUGCCCAAGUGGUGGUGACCGUGAAGGACAUGAACGACAAUGCCCCCACCAUAGAGAUCCGGGGCAUAGGGUUGGUGACCCAUCAAGACGGGAUGGCUAAUAUCUCGGAGGACGUGGCAGAGGAGACAGCCGUGGCCCUGGUGCAGGUAUCUGACCGAGAUGAGGGAGAGAAUGCAGCUGUCACCUGUGUGGUGGCAAAUGACGUGCCCUUCCAGCUACGCCAGGCCAGUGAGACGGGAAGUGACAGCAAAAAGAAAUACUUCCUGCAGACCACCACUCCACUCGACUACGAGAAGGUCAAAGACUACACCAUAGAGAUUGUGGCUGUGGACUCUGGCAACCCCCCGCUCUCCAGCACCAACUCGCUCAAGGUUCAGGUGGUGGACGUCAAUGACAACGCCCCUGUCUUCACCCAGAGCAUCACUGAGGUCGCCUUCCCAGAGAACAACAAGCCGGGUGAAGUGGUCGCCGAAGUCACCGCCAGCGAUGCUGACUCAGGCUCUAAUGCGGAGCUGGUUUACUCUCUGGAUCCUGAGCCAGCCGCCAAGGGCCUCUUCAGCAUCUCGCCUGACACUGGAGAGAUCCGGGUGAAGACAUCCCUUGAUCGGGAACAACGGGACAGCUAUGAGUUAAAGGUGGUGGCAGCUGACCGGGGCAGCCCCAGCCUGCAGGGCACAGCCACCGUCCUUGUCAAUGUGCUGGACUGCAAUGACAAUGACCCCAAGUUUAUGCUGAGUGGCUACAACUUCUCAGUGAUGGAGAACAUGCCGGCACUGAGUCCAGUGGGCAUGGUGACUGUCAUUGAUGGGGACAAAGGGGACAAUGCCCGGGUGCAGCUCACAGUGGAGCAGGACAAUGGUGACUUUGUUAUCCAAAAUGGUACGGGCACCAUCCUCUCCAGCCUGAGCUUUGAUCGGGAGCAUCAAAGCACCUAUACCUUCCAGCUGAAGGCGGUGGACGGUGGCGUCCCGCCUCGCUCAGCUUACGUCGGCGUCACCAUCAAUGUGCUGGAUGAGAAUGACAACGCGCCCUUUAUCACCGCCCCUUCCAACACCUCCCACCAGCUGUUGACCCCCCAGACACGUCUUGGUGAGACGGUCAGCCAGGUGACAGCUGAGGACAUCGACUCCGGUGUCAAUGCUGAGUUGACCUACAGCAUCGCUGGUGGCAACCCUUAUGGACUCUUCCAGAUUGGGUCGCACUCAGGAGCCAUCACGCUCGAGAAGGAGAUUGAGCGGCGCCACCACGGGCUGCACCGCCUGGUGGUGAAAGUCAGUGACCGGGGCAAGCCCCCGCGCUAUGGCACGGCCUUGGUCCACCUUUAUGUCAAUGAGACCCUGGCCAACCGCACGCUUCUGGAGACCCUGCUGGGCCACAGCCUGGACACGCCACUGGACAUCGACAUCGCUGGGGAUCCGGAGUACGAGCGCUCCAAGCAGCGGGGCAACAUCCUCUUUGGGGUGGUGGCCGGGGUGGUGGCCGUGGCCUUGCUCAUUGCCCUGGCGGUGCUUGUGCGCUACUGCCGGCAGCGGGAGGCCAAGAGUGGCUACCAGGCCGGUAAGAAGGAGACCAAGGACCUGUACGCCCCCAAGCCCAGCGGCAAAGCCUCCAAGGGAAACAAGGGCAAGGGCAAGAAGAGCAAGUCCCCGAAGCCUGUGAAGCCAGUGGAAGACGAGGACGAGGCCGGGCUGCAGAAAUCCCUCAAGUUCAACCUGAUGAGCGACGCGCCCGGAGACAGCCCCCGCAUCCACCUGCCGCUCAACUACCCCCCGGGCAGCCCCGACCUGGGCCGCCACUACCGCUCCAACUCCCCACUGCCUUCCAUCCAGCUGCAGCCCCAGUCACCCUCGGCCUCCAAGAAGCACCAGGUGGUGCAGGACCUGCCACCCGCAAACACAUUUGUGGGCACUGGUGACACCACGUCCACGGGCUCUGAGCAGUACUCCGACUACAGCUACCGCACCAACCCCCCCAAAUACCCCAGCAAGCAGUUACCUCACCGCCGCGUCACCUUCUCCGCCACCAGUCAGGCCCAAGAGCUGCAGGACCCGUCCCAGCACAGUUACUAUGACAGUGGCCUGGAGGAGUCUGAGACGCCAUCCAGCAAGUCAUCCUCGGGACCCCGACUCGGUCCCCUGGCUCUGCCUGAGGAUCACUAUGAGCGCACCACCCCCGAUGGCAGCAUAGGAGAGAUGGAGCACCCCGAGAACGACCUGCGCCCUUUGCCUGAUGUGGCCAUGACGGGCACAUGUACCCAGGAGUGCAGCGAGUUUGGCCACUCCGACACGUGCUGGAUGCCUGGCCAGUCGUCUCCCAGCCGCCGGACCAAGAGCAGCGCCCUCAAACUCUCCACCUUCGUGCCUUACCAGGACCGAGGAGGGCAGGAGCCUGUGGGCGCCGGCAGCCCCAGCCCCCCGGAAGACCGGAACACCAAAACGGCCCCCGUGCGCCUCCUGCCCUCCUACAGUGCCUUCUCCCACAGUAGCCAUGAUUCCUGCAAGGACUCGGCCACCUUGGAGGAAAUCCCCCUGACCCAGACCUCGGACUUCCCACCUGCAGCCACACCGGCAUCUGCCCAGACAGCCAAGCGCGAGAUCUACCUGUGAGCCCCCUUCUGGCCGGUGGCCAUGCCCCCUCCCCAGCCACCGGCCGGGUCCCAGUUGGGCCCAUUCCAGGGUCCUGCUCCUGACCCCUUCAGCGUGGACUUCCCGGCCAGGGCCCCAGGUGGGGGUGAGUACUGGCCUCAUGACCACGCAGGCCAUUCCCCCAAGCAGGGUCCAGGUCCUCUCUCCUCACUUCAUCCCCCAGCCCCUGGGAGACUUUCUUCCCCUUUAUGGGGCUCCCCCCAGCUGGUGCCCAAGAGGGCUCCUCUACAAUGACUAGGCUCCCUUCCCUCGACUUCCAGGGAGAACCCCCUCACUUUGGGCAGAUGGUGGAGUCAAGGGUGGGCAACACACUUUUAACUCAUUGUUUCCCACAUGGCCGACCAGGGCGGAGACAGGAUGUCCCCAUUCCAGCCCUGCUUCAGGGCUGAACUGGGGAGCCCCUCUCCCUGGGAACUUCCAGAGGAAACUCUUGACCACCAGGGGCUCCCUGAAGGGCUUUUGUUACCAAAGGUGGGGUGGGGAUGGGGGUGGGAGUGGGGCGGAGGCCUUGUCUUCCUAUACUGCUCCUGGGCUGGCCCACCUGCCUGCCACAUGCCCAUGCCUGAUCCCAUCUGGGCAGCCCCCUUCCCUGCUGGUCAUGCAGUGUCUGUAUAUAAGGACCUUGGAAUGAUGUCCCCAUUUCUGCCUGAUUUGCAACUUUUCUUGUUGAUGUUGUGUUGUCUUGGGGGACCCCUCUGGGGGGGGGAGGCUGCCCUGUGCCCCCUCCUCCCUGCCGCAGUGCCCCCCACCCCAGGCCUCUACUGUUCCAUGUUGUAAAUACCCCUGGGGCCGUAGUGGGAUGGGGGUGCAGGCCAGGGAAACAAUGGGUGGGUGGGGGUGGGGAUGGGGGUAACAUUCGCCUAUCAGCAGAGCUGGGCUUUUAUUUAAUUUUUUUUAAAAAUACAAAUCUCUAUUUUUUUGGAACUGUUGCGCUGUGCCCUGGGGGGGGAAAUCCCCACUCAGGCUGGUCCCCCCACAUCCAGAUGAGCAUCACAGAGGGGCCCUGAGGCUGUGGGGGGCAGCUGGACAGGGGUGGGAUGACUGUGCCUCUGGCCUGGUUGGGUGAGUUGGGAGCAGGAAGGUUUGCUCAAGGGGUGGCUGGUUGCUGCCUCUAAUAGGGGGAACCUGCACCCUGCCCCCUCCCUGCCCCCCACCCCCCAGCCCCUGCCAUGACUGACCCGUCAGCCUGUAAAACCACCAUUGCCUUGAUCUCAGGGGGUGGGAAGGGCUGCCUCAGGGCACCCUGGGCUCCAGGCCCCCUUCUUCCAGUUGGGCUUCCCUUUGCCAGGGUCAGGGGUCCCCUGGGGGAGGGGGUGGGCAGAUUGGGGGGCAGAGAAGCCCAGUCAGCCAUGAUGAGGUGGGAUUCCUUUCUGCACCUCAGGGGGCCAGGGUGUGAGGGGCAUCCUGUAGAGCCCUCAUCUCCCACUGUGGCCAUCUCAAAGCCUCAGUCCCUCUUCCUUCCAGAAACCCCCACUGCCUUGGCCCAUACCUCUCCAGCUCCCCAAGGGGCCCAGGCUGGGAGGCUGGAGACUCAGGGUAUGGCCCUUGCUUGACUUAGUCUAAGCUUGGGGGGCGGCCCAAGGGUGGGAGGGGUGGGUACAGGCUGCUGGGUCGUCUGGUGCCUUUGGGAGCUGUGCUGCUGGGGUCUUGGACUCCUGUAACCCCAGAGACCCCACUCCACCUCGGGAAAGCCAGGGGCCUGAAGAAUCACCCUAUUCUCUGCUCCUUGCCCCUAACUUGGGAUGGGGUAACAGUGCUGGGAAGGAGAGCAUUGUUAGGCUGGUAGCCUCAGCAUACACAGCCCUUCUACUGAGGGCAGAGGGUAGAGUGGGCUGGGGUGGCAGCAACCAGGUCUGGGGGUUGGCCAAAGGCUCCUUUCCCUGGGGGAGGCCCACAAGUGGGCUGGGGGCUUGAUAAAGAGAGAGCCCCCUUCCCCCCGCACAAACAGGGCAGGUGCAAUAGCGGUAGAGUUGGUAACAUGAUGUGCCCAGCUGGUGGGGCAAUGGCCUCAAGGGCUGUCCUGGGUCCUGGAGGUCAGGGUUCUGGCAAGAAGAUUGUAUGAGGCCCAUUUGCUUGGUGGAGAGGGUGGUCCAGAAAGGAGGCAUUCCUGGAGUCAGUGGGCUCCCCUGGAAGCCCCUGGUGGCCUGGGCACCCUGCCCUGGUCUUGGAGACCCCUGAGCACUGAGUGGAAGGGCAGAGGAGCAUUUUGCACAAUGGAGAAGCCAGAAGGAAGGGGGUAGCCCAGAUGGCUGGGAGGGCUGAGAAGCACAGAGGAGGAGCCCUUCCUACAGGCGAAGGCAGCGUCCCAGCCCCCUGGUUGGGGUCAGGGCACUGAGUCUGUCACCACCUGGGCACUCGAGAGGUGAAACCAAAGGUGGGCAGGGGACGGGUGACAGCACUGGGGACCACCCCAUUGGUCCUAGGUCUGUGAAGCCCUUCCCCAAUGCCUUGUGUCGCGUACAGUUUUAUGUACAAAUAGGCGACAUUUGGCCAGAGGAGACCCCCCCCCUCAAACCCAGCCUGACCCAGUCAGUGUCUUCCUAGAGGGGACCUAGUUGGUCCCCAACUCCCUACUUCAGAGCAUGUCUCUUGGUAGGGGGAGGGUACAUGGGGACAUUUCUCUCCUGGGGUCCCUGAAGCGUGUCUCACAUCCCUGGGGGAGGGUCUCUGGGGCAUCUCUCACCUCCGGGGGCUCCCUAGGCCCUUUCUCUCCCUUUGGGAGUCUCUGGAGGGACAUGUAUUCCCUCUGGGGACCAUGGGAGCAUGUCUCCCCCCUAUCCAGGCUCUCUGGGGAGCCUGUUUUCCUCCCAGGGUUCCUGGGAGUACUUAAGGCAUAUCAGUCUUGGGCCAUCUCUCUUCCCAGGGAAGGGGGCUAUCUCUGAAGCAUGUCUGGGAAGGGAUGUUUCUGGCCCUCCCUGCAUCUCUCCUCUGGGGGUGUCUCUGACCUGCAGCACUUUGGGAUGAGACUGGGCAGCUCUGAGUUGUCUUUUCUCCUGGAGGCUCUGGGAAACCUCUCUCCCGGGGAUCCGGCCUCUGGAGCCAUUUCCUCCCUGGGUGUGGGCUAUCUCCUGGUGUUGGGAAGGCUUAUGUUGGCCAUGAGAAAGUCUCUUAGGGGGCGUCUCCACGCGGGACUUCUCUGGGAGGGGGGGACUGUGUCUCGCCCAUGGGGUUCCCGGGCGGGUGUCUCUGCCCGUGGGGAGAGGGAGACUGUGUCUCCUCGGGUUAUCUGAGUGGGGAGGGGGGCCGCGUCUCUCUCGUGUGUUGGGGGGGUGGGGUUCGGGGAGGGGGGUUUUGGGCUCGUCGGGCGCCCACACUGGGGUCGUGUUUCUCUUGGUUCGUGCCACUUCCCACCGCCUCGCUCCUCCCGGGAAGGGCCCCCGCCCCGCCGCCACUCUCCCCCACCCCGCCCCAUCCCCGGCGCUGCGAGCACAAUCCCGUUGAUUUGUAACGAUUUCUGUCUCUUUCUGUCUUUCUCUUUCUCUGACCGCCCCCUCCCCCGCCGCGAGCAUGCGCAGGCACCGCCCUACCCCCUCCGGUUCGGUUCGUUUCCGGUUUGUUUGCUGAGCUGUCAAUGGAAGACCCGUGUAAUUAUUCCCGAGCUUUACAAUAAAAGUGUGAAAACCGGACCCCACCUCACUUCUUCCGGGCCCUCAGGCCUGCGUCCCGGGGAGAUGGGGGGCUAAGUCUGGGGUAGAGGCCCUGGAGGGGGCCAGGGGACGCGGCCGAGAGAAGAGGGACGAGGCCCAUUGAGAUUAAUCGGUGCCACUCCGGAAUGGGGGGGCAAAGGACGCAGAGCGAGGACAGACACCUACUCCGUGCAUGGCAAAGUGCC